This is a messenger RNA of Nematolebias whitei (Rio pearlfish), 1284 nucleotides long. It is a transcript of the gene taf8, whose product is annotated as TAF8 RNA polymerase II, TATA box binding protein (TBP)-associated factor. Gene Ontology annotation, molecular function: protein heterodimerization activity. The transcript has 8 exons. The record is from RefSeq and is a predicted model, not a curated record. Gene Ontology annotation, cellular component: transcription factor TFIID complex. Lineage: Eukaryota; Metazoa; Chordata; Actinopteri; Cyprinodontiformes; Rivulidae. Bases 117 to 1034 code for a protein of 305 amino acids. Gene Ontology annotation, biological process: transcription initiation at RNA polymerase II promoter.
AAAUUACGUCACCAAUGUCUUCUCGGUGUUUACUGUCGGUGGCUAAACGUUUGAUGGACCAGUAAAAUGACUGUUUAAUUUAAUUUAGACAACCAGAACAGCAGCAGUCAUUGCAGAUGGCGGAUUCUGCGGUGAUGUCGGGAGGGUCGCUGAACGCGGGCGGGCGUGGCGCUAAAGCAGCUUCCAGCCCUGCGGAGAACUACCAGCUGUCCCGGCGCCGCACCCUGCAGGUGGUGGCCAGCGCCCUGCUCACAGAGAGCGGCUUCGACUGCGCCGAGAAGGCCGCGGUGGAGACGCUGACCGAGAUGAUGCAGAGCUACAUCAGUGAAAUUGGCCGAUGUGCUAAAGCAUAUUGUGAACACACAGCCAGGAGCGUCCCGACCCUUUCAGACACCGUGAUGACUCUCAUUGAAAUGGGUCUCAACGUGGACACGCUGCCUGUGUACGCCAAACGGUCGCAGAGAAUGGUUAUUACUGCGCCUCCAGUGACGAAUGCCCCGGCACUACCCAAGUCCCUGUCAGCUGGACAGAAGCGUACUCACCCUGCCCACAUUCCCAGCCACUUCCCAGAGUUCCCAGACCCUCACACCUACAUCAAAACACCUACGUUCAGGGAGCCUGUGUCAGAUUACCAAGUGGUGAGAGAGAAGGCAGCGACCCAGAGGAGAGACGUAGAACGAGCUCUCACACGUUUCAUGGCCAAGACUGGAGAAACUCAAAGCCUCUUCAAAGACGACUUCACUGCGUUCCCAUUGAUCGCCGCCCGGCCGAGCACCAUCCCGUAUCUCAGCGCCCUCCUGCCCUCUGAGCUGGAACUGCAGGCUCUGGAGGAGACGGACUCCUCUGAGCAGGACGACCAGACGGACAGCGAGAACGCAGCAGGGAACAUCAUCACCGACGAUCCAAGCGCAGACAAAGAGAACUCCAUGCUCCAUCCCAGCAGCGUUCCAUCUGCCAAAGCCAGCGAAGACAACGUGAUCGACAACCCGUACCUCCGGCCAGUCAAGAAACCCAAAGUGAGGAGGAAGAAAUGAGUCAGGACCUCCUUCACAUCAGACUGACGUAUGUGUCAGUGGUUGGUGCUCGCAGACGUCCAGCCCAGCACAGAGGCGUGUCCCAGGACUCAGACCUGCUGGGGGAGCAGGGAUCAGCAGCAGAGGGACCUGAGCUGCUGCCCACGUUUAUAUCACACCCCACAUCUGACCAAGAGAACGGUUUUUGUUGUUACAUUUUCUACAAGCGCUCGCGUUGUAUAAACUUAAGACACCCAACAUGCAGAUCAUA